Messenger RNA from Anisakis simplex (herring worm), 264 nucleotides. Lineage: Eukaryota; Metazoa; Nematoda; Chromadorea; Rhabditida; Anisakidae. The record is from the annotation of a GenBank genome assembly.
AUGUUUGUUCAGACGGCCAACGAAGACCACUCAAAUGCGGAACCGGUGUCACUCGAAGCAGCAAGAACUCAGGAAAGCGUUGAGCAGAAGUCUCCUGCAACAAUGCCUAAGGCCAAAUGUAAUGAUGUAAUAGAUCUUCAAGACGAUGAAGAUUUAUCUGAUGAAGACCGUAAACUGGGUAUAAUGAAGGGUCAGAAAAUAAACACAAUUAUCGGCCUGUGCAAUCGAGGAUCUAGUGCAGAGUUGAUGGUUAUUCUUAAAUGA